Messenger RNA from Triticum dicoccoides, 983 nucleotides. RefSeq names its product early nodulin-like protein 1. Gene Ontology annotation, cellular component: plasma membrane. The transcript has 2 exons. Gene Ontology annotation, molecular function: electron transfer activity. Lineage: Eukaryota; Viridiplantae; Streptophyta; Magnoliopsida; Poales; Poaceae. The record is from RefSeq and is a predicted model, not a curated record. The coding region runs from base 107 to 766 and encodes 219 amino acids.
CCCGGAUCCUCGGUAUAAAAGGCCACUGCCACCAUCGGUAGAUCUCACACCAACACCACUACACUACACACCAGUGCCCUUACUGAUCCUUCUCCAGUGCACGCCAAUGGCCAGCGUCGUCGUCCUCGCUGCUGCUGCUUGCUGCUGCAUUCUCCUAGCGGCCUCGGUGUCGCCGGCGUCGUCGGAGCCCGCGGUGUACAGCGUCGGCGACGGGAGGGGGUGGGCGGUGCCGGCCGGCAACGGCACCGAGACGUACAACCACUGGGCCAAGAAGAACCGCUUCCAAGUAGGCGACGUCCUGGAUUUCAAGUACGCGGCCAAGGACUCGGUGCUGCUGGUGAACCACGACGACUACAAGAUGUGCAGCACGGUGACCCCCCUGACCCGGUUCGCGGACGGCGACACCAAGUUCAAGUUCGACCGGACGGGCUUCUUCUUCUUCGUCAGCGGCGUGCCGGGGCACUGCGAGGCGGGCCAGCGGAUGAUCGCCAGCGUCGCCGGGCACUCCACGCUGGCCGCCGCUCCGGCCAAACCGCCCUCCGUCGGCGUCGGCGGCCGCGCGCCCAGCCACAGCCCCAGCCCCAGUCCCAGCAGGGCGGUCUCUGCCCCGGAGUCCCCGUCGUACGGGUCCAGUUCUGGCGGAUCCACCCCGACGACCGGUUUCGGACCCAGCCCGUCGACCGAGCCCGGUGGCGCGUCCAGGCGGGCGCUCUCCAUUGUCACGGGGCUUGUCGCCGGUGUCGUCGCCAUGAUCGCGUUGGCGUGAUCUUACUUAGAAGAGGUUACUGUAGGCUACCGAUCGUUAGGUCUGUGUCAUCGGUGUAGGGAUUAAUGUCAGUCUUGAGAUCUAUAGGUAAUGGUAGGGAGGAACAUCGGUUAUGGAGUCUUAGGUGAAUUACUCAACUCAGGCGAGACCUUGGUGUCAUGUAAUCCAUUCGAUCCAGUCAAAUAAAAUGGAAAUAAACUUCGCCUUGUGAUGUUCA